Messenger RNA from Racocetra fulgida, 867 nucleotides. NCBI's taxonomy places the organism in Eukaryota, Fungi, Glomeromycota, Glomeromycetes, Diversisporales, Gigasporaceae. The record is from the annotation of a GenBank genome assembly.
ACUGAUGAUUUUUCUAAAACUCCUGAAACUGAUAAUUCGUCCCAAAUUAAUGAUUCUUCUAAUACAAAUAAUGCUGACAAUUCUUCCUCUAAAACUCAUGAGAUUGAUGAUUCUUCUAAAACUCCUGAGACUGAUGAUUCGUCUCAAGUUAAUGAUUCUUCUAAUACAAAUGAAGCUGACAAUUCUUCCUCUAAAACUCAUGAGGCUGAUGAUUCUUCCAAAACUGACAAAAGCGAUAACUCUUCUAAUACAAAUAAAACUGACAAUUCUUCCUCUAAAACUCAUGAGGCUGGUGAUUCUUCCUCUAAAACUCAUGAGGCUGAUGAUUCUUCUUCUACAACUAAUGAGGUUGAUGAUUCUUCUAAUCUAAAUGAAGUCGACGGUUCCUCCUCUAAAAUUCAUGAGGUUGGUGAUUCCACCAAAACCGACAAAGCUGUUGAUUCUUCCUCUAAAACUCACGAGACUGGUGAUUCUUUCAAAACCAACAAAACUGAUGAUUCUUCUCAUAUAAAUAAAGCUGGUGAUUCUGCUUCUAAAAUUCAUGAGACUGGUGAUUCUGCAAAAAUUAAUAAGCCCGAUGAUUCUUCUAAUAUAAAUAAAGCUGACGAUUCUUCCUCUAGAACUCAUGAGACUGGUGUUUCUUCCAAAACUGACCAAACUGAUGAUUCUUUUAAUGCAAAUAAAGCUGAUAAGCCUGAUAACGCAUCCAAAACUAAUGAUGCUGACGGUUUCAAGGCGGACAAAAUUGACGAUGGUCCUUCCAAGGCCGAUACAACCGAUAAAUUUGGAGAUACUUCAGAAACUAAUAAAUCCGACCCUGAUUCAGAAAGUUUUGUCAUGGUGAAUAGAGUAGUUGAUCAAAUUUGA